Osmerus eperlanus (European smelt) is the source of this 3176-nucleotide messenger RNA. It is a transcript of the gene fam234b, whose product is annotated as family with sequence similarity 234 member B. Bases 96 to 2264 code for a protein of 722 amino acids. The transcript has 12 exons. Lineage: Eukaryota; Metazoa; Chordata; Actinopteri; Osmeriformes; Osmeridae. The record is from RefSeq and is a predicted model, not a curated record. Gene Ontology annotation, molecular function: protein binding.
ACAGUACAACACAACCAUAGACUGCUAACAACCUCAGCCACAUAGCGGGCAUCACAUCUGCACCUCGUCCGUCCAUCGAACUAUUAGAAUUUGCAAUGGCUGCUGCCCUCUCCCGUGCUCUGAAAUUGCCAGGGAAGAAGGGCUCAGAGCUGGGGGAGUACGACCCCCUCACUCAGGCCGACAGCGAGGACGAGAGCGAGGAGGACGACCUCGUGCUCAACUACCCCCGCAACGGGCUGGGCAGGGGCAACUGCAUGGGCGCGGGGCCCUCCGAGCUACGGGGCGGCAGAGCGGGGAGGCUGGUGGGGGGCGAAGAGGAGGUGGAGGAGGAGGAUGACGAGGAGGACGAGUGGAAGGAGCGCCUCCCGGGGAGAUCCCGGCAGGAGAGGGAGGAGAUGAAGGGCAUGCAGUACUGGAGCCAGAGGGAGGCGGGCCGAGAGGGGGGACUGGAGGACAGAGGGGGCUCGGGGGGGGCGGGGGGGCCGGGGCUGGGCGUGGGCUCCGGGGCUGAUCCAGAUGGGAAGAAGGCCAAGAAGAGGGGCGCCAUCAGAACGGCCUUCUUCCUCGUGCCUCUGGUCUGCGCUGUGCUGCUGGUGCUGCUGUGUGCGUUUCUGGUGCCUUGCCAGAAGGGAGAUCUGGCCAAAUGGCCGCAGUGGGAGAGACAGCUGGGGGAGGAUGCAGGAGGUGUCACCCUCUCUCCCCUGGCGCUGUGGGACGUGGACGGGGACUCGGUGGAGGACGUGUUGGUGGGGGUCACGGAGAGGAGCAACGACACCCAGGCCUCCACCUCCUCUGCUGGGAACAACAAAGUCCACAGCGUGGUGGCGCUGUCUGCGCUCAGCGGCCAGGUGCUGUGGCGGAGGGGCCUGCGGGAGCCCGCCGUGUCCGUGCAGUGCGGCCUGCAGUACGAGGCCCACCCGGUCCCCUUGCCGGCGGGGGGCGCCGCCCUCAGGGCCUACCCCCAGACCGCCCCGCUCCUGUCCGGCCAGCGGGAGCAGGGGAGCGGGCCGGUGUGCCUCCUGAUCGGCUCGCCUCACGUCACCGCGGUCAACAGCACCACGGGUAAGGAGUUAUGGACGGUCUCCCCAGGAGUGGUGGAGUCCCAUGCCGUGUCCUUGCCAGAUCUCCAAGGAGACACGGUGCCUGAUCUACUGAUAGCUACUCUCCCUGCCGACCAGGUGUCUGACCUCUCAUUGGUCUUGCUCUCCGGACUGACUGGCGCUCCGAUUGGCCAUCCAGUCACCUUUAACCUCACGGAGCAGGGCAAGCUGAUUGGUCCCCUCCUUCAUGAGACACAGAUGGGAGCCUACUACAUUCUGUUUGGACUAGGCACCGUCGAGGCAGUCUCCCUCAGAGAUAUAUACACUCAGGCUACUGGCAAUACGCCCGUCUCUCCGGAGCUGAGCCUUAAGGACCCCGUCUGGGAGAAGCUGAAGAAAACCAACACGUCCUCACUUAUUCACAUUUCCAGGGGCCCUGAGCAGGUGCAGGUCCUGCUCCCCCUGGUGGCCGGGCUGUGUAACAACCACAACAACCUGGACGCCGCGUCCACCCUGAACUCCAGCCGCAGCGACUGGGUCCUGGUGUUGAUUUCCAGCAGGCUGUCCAGCAGGCUGUCCGUGCUCAGGGAGAUGGACGGACACACGCUGUGGUCCCUCGACUCCUCCUCCAUCAGAGGUCGCCCGGCCCCAGGCCAGUUCAACGAUGACGGCAUCCCUGAUCUGCUGCUUCAGUCUGGGGAUCACGGAGUCCGAAAGAUCCAGGUGGUGGAUGGAGCCAGUGGGCGUGGCCUAUGGGCAGCAGAGUUUGUGUGUCCCGACCUCCAUCUGGAUGGCUCCUCUGUCACAACCACCUCCGGCCAAUCAGCUUUCCUCUUCUGGGCCGGCGAUCCCCUCAGAGUGGCCAAGAAUAUCACCAAGGCAACCGUGGCGCUAGCUGAGCCUGUAGUCAGGAAGCUCUACCUGCUGCAUCCUGCAUAUCCCACAAUCCUCCUGGAGCUGACCCACACCACAGACAAGGUGCUCACAGCAGCAGUGACUUACGAGGAGCAGCAAAAAGACGCUUCCUACAUCAUCAUCUCGUCUCGGCCCACCUCCAGCCCAGAGCCGGGGACUCAAGUAGUGAGGAGCCUGAGGCUGAGGUCUGCCAUCGUGGCCGGGCAGAUCGUGAGACUGGGGGGCGGCAGUAAGGGACCAGGCCCAUUCAGACCUGGGGUGUUUGAGAUCAACAAGUUCUUCCGGCACCUCUCCUUCAAACAGCAUUAGGUCGCAAAGAGGCACUAAAGUCUGUUGAUGUUGAAGAGGUGGACUAACUGGACCAAUCCUAUGGAGAUCAUACCUAAGUUAUUCAACUAUCUUUCACCAUUAGUUACAUGAGGAGCGCUUGAGUUGGGUUACAUGUGAGAGUCACUCCAACGGAGGUAGUUCUAGGAUGAAGGCCCCACAGAUGAACACACUUUAACCUUUCGAUCGUUCGAUGCGUUCGACCCGGCAGAAAUGCAACACUGCACAUAGCUGCUGUGGUUGGUAAAGGUUCAGAUGAGAUUCCUUUCAUGUUUACAUUUCAUAUGUUCCCACUAAUCAAUUUAUUGUCAUACUUUAUCUGCUGAGAAUUUGUUAGAUUUUUUAUUUUUUAGGUUUUUAUUUAUUUAUAUAAAUAUACUUGAUCUUGUAUUUACAUACAGGUAUUUAUUUAUUGGAUUCAAAGAGUUAGGAGGUAGAGUUUAAAUCUCAUUAAAUGUAAUGUAUUUAUUUUUUGGUGAGUCUAUAAAGAAACAGUUUUCUUAUAUCUAGCUACUUAGUUAACUAUACUUCUGGAGAUCAAGUCCAAUGAGUUAGAGAGAGUGAGAUUGGGAUACUGUUGCAAUGGAAAAUAAAUUCGUUUAUAAUUGAGUUAAUCCACAUAAUAAUUUGCAGGUACCAAGGUCAUUCCUUUAUCUUUUACUUGCACUUUUUAUGUACACUACUACUGACUAUGAUCUAUUUAAGGCAGUGAUCUUUCUUGCAUUAUAUUGAAAGUCUGUAGAUACUUUUGCCAUUGUACAGUGUUUCCUUGUUAGCUUCGUUCAUUUUAAGGACAGAUGUGUGUAGUCUGCAUAUUUUACUAUGCGCGUGCGACUGUAAAUAUUGCUGAUAAUUUGCCUGGAACACUUUCAUCACAAAAUAAACAAUAACUCA